ACAGUUGUUAAUGCACAAUUUAAAUCAACAAAUUGUACUGUGUAAGAUUUCCAUUCAAAUUGAAGGCAUAAAUCCAUAGGCUACCUGCUGCCAUUUGUUUUGAAUGCAUAAUGCAACCCGGAAGUGUCCUUAGGUCAUAAACAUAAUGUGGGUGGGACUAACAGAAACAGACGAAUCAUCAAUUUGACAAACGUGUGAUUUGCAGAAGAAGGGUAAGGUGUUUGUCUGUGAAAUAACACUGAUAGGUUUGUUCCUCACAGUUCGACACCGUUCCAGAAACGGUGGGAUCUCCGAACAGCGUCACAUUGAAGGCCUUCAUGGUGCACGCGGAGGAGGUGAUUGAGAGUAAAGUGAUGGAGGAGCAUCGUUCUGCUGAGGGUGAGGGGGAUUUGGUGACCGUCUCAGGUUUGGACACACAAAACCCUUUACAGCGCAGCGUCAGCCAACUCAUCGACCAGAAAGAUGAGGAAGCAUGGGAGCCGCACUUCAGACGCCUCGACAGCGGCCUGUUUGAAGGGGAGGAGUUUGUGGACACCAUCAAAGGUUUCAGCACAGUAAGGAAGGAACACACCAUGUUCACCGACACCAACUUUUGACCACAUCAGCACUUUCUCCAAACAUCCUCUAAGAACUGAGCUGUUUUGGUGAAUUCAGAACCGCUCUGGGACUCACAGGAGGAAACCGGACUAUACAGCACACAAAAAAUAAAAGUUCAUUGACUUGAAAUGAAUAAUUCUGUAAGAUGGCAAACAAGCAUUGUUUUCCAUUAGCUUACAAAACUUAAGAUCAUGACUG
This is a messenger RNA of Carassius gibelio (silver crucian carp), 795 nucleotides long. Its product is annotated as usherin. Bases 318 to 596 code for a protein of 92 amino acids. The record is from RefSeq and is a predicted model, not a curated record. NCBI's taxonomy places the organism in Eukaryota, Metazoa, Chordata, Actinopteri, Cypriniformes, Cyprinidae. The transcript has 3 exons.